This is a messenger RNA of Harpegnathos saltator (Jerdon's jumping ant), 1209 nucleotides long. RefSeq lists its product as uncharacterized. Lineage: Eukaryota; Metazoa; Arthropoda; Insecta; Hymenoptera; Formicidae. Bases 695 to 1084 code for a protein of 129 amino acids. The record is from RefSeq and is a predicted model, not a curated record. The transcript is spliced from 2 exons.
CAUAUCUUGAGUUUCAAGACGAGCUUAAGUUCUCAAGACAGCAGUUAAUUCAUAGACAUAACUUAAGACCAAAUUCGAAGCUGAAUCUUAAGUUUGUACUUAGUCAAGUAAAUAUCAUUUCAUAAUCAAAUAUGAAGUAUAACUUGAGAUUUGUAGAUGCAUAGUAAUUGCUCAAGCCACAUCUUAAGCCGGUCUUAAGCCAGCGGCACACUCUUCCUCCACCAAGUGUGGAAACAUGGUCCAAAAUUGCAGAGGAUUUUGAAAAUAAAUGGAAUUUUCCAAAUUGUGUCGGAGCAAUUGACGGAAAACAUGUUACUAUACAAUGUUUUAAAAAUACAGGAUCAACUUUUUACAAUUAUAAAGGCACUUUCAGCACAGUCUUAAUGGGAGUUGCUGAUGCUAAUCUUCGCUUUACAUAAGCAUUAGUUCUGCUGGUAGAGAAAGUGAUGGAGGUAUUUUUCAAAAUCUGGUUUUUGGAAGAUGCAUUGAGACAAAUACACUGCCAUUACCUGUACCUAAAGCCUUACCAGGUACAAAUAUUUGCCUUCCUGCUGUAUUUGAUGGUGAUGCAGCAUUCCCAUUAUUGAAUAAUUUGUUACAACCAUAUCCUGGUGUUAACUUGAGUGCAAAACAAGUUAUUUUCAAUUACCGCUUGAGUACAGCAAGGCGUGUAGUUGAAAAUACAUUUGGAGUAAUGUCAGCCAGGUGGAGAAUAUUUCGACGACCAAUUGUAGCGUCACCUUCAACUGUAGAUAAUAUAGUUAAAAGUUGUGUGGCACUGCACAAUUGGCUUCGAGAUUCAGAUCUGAAAGUUUUACCUGGUCAGAGAAAAUAUAUUCCAGUACGAUUUAUAGAUGAAGAAGAUCGCUUUGGAAAUGUAGAACCUGGUCAAUGGCGAAACGAAGCACCAUCUGGUGCACUUAGAGAUUUAGCAUCAAAUAUAAGAAGAAACUCAGCAAAUGACGCCAAGAUAAUACGAAAUACGUACGCAGAUUAUUUUAUGAAGGAAGGUUACGUACCUUGGCAAUGGAAUAAGCUACCAAACUUUCAACGAGAAGCAUACAUGCAACAGGCAGAAGGCUGAUUUUGAGAAUGACUACUCAUUCGAUGACUAGUCUGAGGACGAGACGAGACACUAUCAGGACGAGAAAGCACUAUUAGGACGAGAGGAGGCAUAAUGAGGACGAGGGGAAGCGUUAUUAGGACGAG